AGAGGGAUGCGGGCGGCAGAGCGGGAGAGGCGGCUGCUGGGCUGCGGAGCGCGGUGACUGACUCUCCCUUUGCUCCUUCUAGCUCUUGCUCUCUUCUUCUCCAGCCUUCCUCUCUCCCUCCUCCUUUCCCUUGUCCUGUAUCUCGCCUGCCUCCUCUGCUCCUUUCCGGAGAGCCUUGCCCUAUGGCAGUGGCUGCCUGCAUCUUUGCUGCACCUCCACAGACGACCCUCUCGCGCCCUGAGCUGAGCUGGGUCACUGGAUGUUGCUGAAACUCUCAGGAUCAUGCGAGGGCUUGGCUGCUUUCACGCCGGGUGCUGCUGCUGCCGCUGUCGCUGCUCCCGCCGCUGCUGUUGCCGGGGGCCCUGGGAUGCUCAGUAGCUCUGUCCCCGGACCCAGCGAUCCUUUGGUUUUGGGGAGAGCCUUUUUGCAGCUGCAGAGUUGAGUGAACUAGUCAUGGUGCUCUGGGAAUCCCCGCGGCAGUGUAGCAGCUGGACACUUUGCGAUGGCUUUUGCUGGCUGCUGCUGCUACCGGUGAUGUUACUCAUCAUUGCCCGGCCCGUGAAACUUGCAGCUUUCCCUACCUCCUUAAGUGACUGUCAAACGCCUACCGGCUGGAACUGUUCUGGUUAUGAUGACAGAGAAAAUGAUCUCUUCCUUUGUGACACCAACACUUGUAAAUUUGAUGGGGAGUGUUUAAGAAUUGGAGACAGCGUGACUUGUGUCUGUCAGUUCAAGUGUAACAGUGACUAUGUGCCCGUGUGUGGUUCCAAUGGGGAUACCUAUCAGAAUGAGUGCUACUUGAGACAGGCAGCUUGCAAACAGCAGAGUGAAAUACUCGUGGUGUCAGAAGGGUCAUGUGCCACAGAUGCAGGUUCAGGAUCUGGAGAUGGAGUCAAUGAAGGAUCGGGAGAAACCAGCCAAAAGGAGACAUCCACCUGUGACAUUUGUCAGUUUGGUGCCGAGUGUGAUGAAGAUGCAGAAGACGUAUGGUGUGUGUGCAACAUUGACUGCUCUCAAACCAACUUCAAUCCCCUUUGCGCUUCUGAUGGGAAAUCUUAUGAUAACGCAUGUCAAAUCAAAGAGGCAUCAUGCCAGAAACAAGAGAAAAUUGAAGUCAUGUCUUUGGGUCGAUGUCAAGAUAACACCACCACCACUACUAAAUCUGAAGAUGGGCAUUUUGCAAGAACAGAUUAUGCAGAGAAUCCUAACAAAUUAGAAGAAAGUGCCAGAGGACUCUACAUUCCUUGUCCAGAACAUUACAAUGGCUUUUGCCUGCAUGGGAAGUGUGAACAUUCAAUUAAUAUGCUGGAGCCAUCUUGCAGAUGUGAUGCGGGCUAUACUGGACAACACUGUGAAAAAAAGGACUACAGUGUUUUAUACGUCGUUCCUGGUCCUGUACGAUUUCAGUAUGUCUUAAUAGCGGCUGUGAUUGGAACCAUCCAGAUUGCCAUCAUUUGUGUUGUUGUCCUCUGUAUUACAAGGAAAUGUCCCAGAAGCAACAGGAUCCACAGACAGAAGCAAAACACAGGGCACUACAGUUCAGACAACACAACGAGAGCGUCCACAAGGUUAAUUUAAAGAGCGCAUGUUUCCACAAUGGCCAGACUACAGAGAGAGCUUGGACUACAAAAUUCAGUAUUAUAGACAAAAGAUUAAGACAAGAGAUCUACACAUGUUGCCUUGCAUUUGUGGUAAUCGACACCAAUGAAAACAUGUACUACAGCUAUAUUUGAUUAUGUAUGGAUAUAUUUGAAAUAGUAUACAUUGUCUUGAUGUUUUUUCUGUAAUGUAAAUAAACUAUUUAUAUCACACAAUAUAGUUUUUUUCUUUUUCAUGUAUUUGUUAUAUAUAAUAAAUACUCAGUGAUGAGAAAAAAAUUGGCAUUCUUAAAUUUGCUGUAUCUCAUAACUGUGUAGAGGUGGGAUAGUACAAUUUGUACAAUUACUAGUGUUUAUUGUACUGUAAUUCUUGUGGCAGAAUUUGAGUUUAUAUAGGACUCAGGGACUAGGUUUUGAAUGAUUCCAAGAUCAACGAAAACUCUGGUUAUUGGAAAAGAGAAAAAUAAUUUACUUCAUUUCAAGUGCAGAUAAAAUAUUUCAGAUCUUUGAAGCAUCUCUCUUUCAUCAUUUUCCCCCCUCUGGCCUUCUAGUUUCAUGCCUAGAGCAGGAACACUCUGGUAUAGAAAUUAAAUCAAAGAAAAAUUGGAAGUAGAAAUGUUUGAUAACUCACGAGGAGACUGGAGGGAAAGCAUAGCUUUCAUUUGGGAGAGAGUUUAGUAACUCCUAGCCAAGGAGAAGCUGAAGAAAACCCAUUCUGGGUGACCUCAGCAAAUUAUAUCUCAAGGGUACUUAAAGUAGCAAAAAUGAAACAUUUUAGUUGAACCAAAUUACCAACUAGAAAAAAAGAAAUUAAUAAUGUUAUCUAAGCUGAAACAUGGGGUUGGCAGAAGGGAAUAGAAAACUAAACUCACAAAUAAAUAUUUCAUAAAAACUUCAUGAAUGAGACUAUGCCAUUAUUUGUGAUGGAACCAAGGUUGUGGUUAUACUUCAUGAAAAUAGGGAAAUAUUUUGAGCUUAUUCAUCUGCUGGGUAAGAUUUUAAUGUUAUAGCAUCUGAAAGGUCUUAGUGGGAAGGAGCAUUGGGUUUUGGAUUUUUGGUAUUGUUUUGAACUAAUGAAUAGACAUUCCUGCUUUAUUUUUAAUAUCAGUAGGAGUUCUUAAAGAAUAAAAUGU
Trichosurus vulpecula (common brushtail) is the source of this 2731-nucleotide messenger RNA. It is a transcript of the gene TMEFF2, whose product is annotated as transmembrane protein with EGF like and two follistatin like domains 2. Gene Ontology annotation, molecular function: protein binding. NCBI's taxonomy places the organism in Eukaryota, Metazoa, Chordata, Mammalia, Diprotodontia, Phalangeridae. Bases 454 to 1578 code for a protein of 374 amino acids. The record is from RefSeq and is a predicted model, not a curated record. The transcript has 10 exons.